Pseudozyma hubeiensis SY62 is the source of this 1641-nucleotide messenger RNA. Its product is annotated as glycoside hydrolase. Bases 1 to 1641 code for a protein of 546 amino acids. The transcript has a single exon. Lineage: Eukaryota; Fungi; Basidiomycota; Ustilaginomycetes; Ustilaginales; Ustilaginaceae. The record is from RefSeq and is a predicted model, not a curated record. Gene Ontology annotation, molecular function: hydrolase activity, hydrolyzing O-glycosyl compounds. Gene Ontology annotation, biological process: carbohydrate metabolic process.
AUGAGGCGAACUGUAGAGCAGACGACCCGCAUCUCGACGGAGGAAGCCAUCGAGCGCCUCGAAGACUUCCCCCGCAGCGGCAGCUUUUCGCCUCGUCACAGCCGUAAUCACAGCCUCUCGAUGGCUGAUAGCAGCUACUUCCCAGCUUUCUCGGCCCUUAACAGCCCUCUCGCAAAUAUUGGAGCAACCGCCCCUAACGCGAUCCAUCGAGGCGUAUCUUUCUUCCAAGCAAGCAGCCGCGACAAGCUUGGAUACGCUACAAGCCUUGACAGCUACGACAACAACGGCGCCAACACGCCUGGCUCGGUGCACAACCAUGCAAGAGGAUACUCAAGCUCCACCGCAGUUCCCGCGGCUGGCUUGUACAGCGCUCCCGCCAACACAUCGCUGACCAACGUCGCACUCAAGUACCGCAAGCCUUUUGCACAGCACGUGCUCAAGGAGGGCGAACCGGCAGAAAAGCCCUGGUUGAAGAGCAAGAAGCGUCACUCUGCCAAACGCAAAGCCUACUGGACCUUUCUACUUGCCAUGUCGAUCGGUUUGGUCGGUGCUGCUCUGCUCAUGUACUUUGCCUACGCAUCGGUACCCAAGGGCAAGUACUGCCUAGUUCUCGACGAGCAGUUCGAAGGCACGACGAUCAACAAGGACAUCUGGUUCCACGAGAUGGAAACCAGUGGCUUUGGCAACAAGCAGUUUGACUGGACUACCGAUUCGACCAACAACUCGUUUGUCGAAGACGGAAAGCUCUACAUUGUCCCCACGCUCACCUCGGAUGCCUUGGGAGAGGCAGCCAUUACCAACGGCUACACGCUCAACCUCACCGAGUCUGGCCAGUGCACCGCCUUGAACACGUCCGACGCCAGCUGCGCCGUCAGAUCCAACUCGAGCACCGGUGUCAUCCUUCCGCCUAUUCAAUCGGCGCGUCUGAUGACCAACUUCUCGCGCACCAUCAAGUUCGGCAGAGUUGAGGUCAAGGCACGUAUGCCCACGGGCGACUGGAUGUGGCCUGCUAUCUGGAUGAUGCCCAAGGAUUCCGUCUACGGGCCCUGGCCGCGUUCGGGAGAGAUUGACAUCUUCGAAGGCCGCGGCAACCUCCCCACUCACCGCGAGAGCCAAGGCACCAACGGAAUGGCUUCCACGCUGCACUAUGGUCCCGAUCCUUUGUUCGACGGCUACGGGUUUGCCACCAAACUUCGCAACCUCUGGAGGAACUGGUUCAACCAAGACUCGCACACGUUUGGCUUGGAAUGGACCGAGGACAAGCUUUGGACAUGGGAACAUUCGCCAAUAUUCAAGAACCUCGUGGUCAACUACGGCAGCGGAUUCUGGAAGAGAGGACAGUUUCCCACCCAGAUGGGCAACGGUACGCUCCUCGACAACCCCUGGGCUGGCGCUCAGGGUCCCCACGCCAACGCUGCUCCCUUCGACCAAGAGUUCUACCUGAUCCUCAACGUGGCCGUCGGAGGCACCAACGGCUACUUCAAAGACGGUCUGGGCGACAAUAAGCCGUGGUCGAACGACGCCGAGUACGCCGCCGGCCAAUUCUGGGCAGCAAAGGACAAGUGGCUGCCCACCUGGCCUCAAGACCCCAAGAAGCGCGGUAUGGAGAUCGAAUACGUCAAGAUGUGGCAGAAGUGUUGA